Messenger RNA from Hylaeus anthracinus, 3789 nucleotides. RefSeq names its product cleavage and polyadenylation specificity factor subunit 6 (gene Cpsf6). Bases 373 to 2712 code for a protein of 779 amino acids. Gene Ontology annotation, biological process: mRNA alternative polyadenylation. Gene Ontology annotation, molecular function: mRNA binding. Gene Ontology annotation, cellular component: mRNA cleavage and polyadenylation specificity factor complex. The transcript is spliced from 12 exons. The record is from RefSeq and is a predicted model, not a curated record. Lineage: Eukaryota; Metazoa; Arthropoda; Insecta; Hymenoptera; Colletidae.
UUCAUCUUUGUUAAUAAGCGAUCACGCGGUCGAUCUACGUUAUCGUUGAUCGGUUGCUCUUACGCUAUAUAUUAAAAACUGUGAGAAAAACGAGUCGGUGUAGCGGGGUGUCCGCCGUCCGGCGUCAUGGAGGAGAGUUGGUAACGAUUGUGCUCGUAAGCGGUGUCCGUGCCUCGUUCAACCGGGACCUUCUCGUUUCGUUCGUUUCAACUCGCGUCUAAAUCGUUGCUAAUAGUUGUCGCGUUCAAUCCUAAUCACCGACGAACGCUUUACAAUAUUCUGUUAUACAGUUAGUGUUGAUUCGUGCACGUUUCUCGCAUCGGAAACCUAAACCGAAUACGUGUAAUACAGAUACACGGCAAGAAAAGCAAAAUGGUGUUAGCGGACGAGUUUGCUGGUGACGGAGUCGAUUUGUACGACGAUGUAAUAGCAGCCCCUGCUGGCGGUAACGGCGGUGUGUCUACAGGAAACAGUGGGGAUGGUGGAGGCGAUACUACGUCGCCUAAUGAAGAAACAAACGGUAGCGCGCCUUAUCAUCAACUUGGAAAUAAUAUUCAGCCAAAUCAAAUUGGAAGACGUCAUCAAUUAUACGUUGGCAAUUUAACUUGGUGGACGAGCGAUCAAGAUAUAACCGAUGCGGUACAAAGUAUCGGUGUGUCUGAUUUCGUUGAAGUAAAGUUCUUCGAAAACCGAGCAAAUGGACAAUCCAAGGGUUUCUGUGUUAUAUCUCUUGGUUCGGAACAAAGUAUGAGGAUAUGUAUGGAAAGAUUACCAAAAAAAGAAUUACAUGGCCAGAAUCCAGUAGUAACAUUUCCAACUAAACAAGCUUUGAAUCAAUUUGAGUCUCAGUGUAAAACACGUCCAGCUCCGGCUCCACAGCAGAGUCAGAGUCAACGCCCCCAUAAUCCACAUCAACAUCAACCACCAAUGCCACCUCAUCAACAGCAUCCACAACACCCCCAACACCCUCAACAUUCGCAACAAAAUCACGGUCCUAGGAUGAUGAUGGGUCCUCCACAGGGCGUGAGACCGCAAAGAAUGCCACCCCCCGGUAUGGGUCCGCCAGGUCCAGGUGGACCAGGUCAACAAGGUCCACCGCGUAUGCAUGGUCCGCCGAUGGGUCCUGGUCCAGGACCGCAUCAUCCUUUACCAGGGCAUCCUAAUCAGGGACCGCCACCCCCUGGAUAUCAACAGGGGCCAUGGAACGGUCCAAGACCUAACGGCCCACCCGGGCCACCGAGAGGUCCGAGUGGACCUGGUGGUCCACCUCAGCAAGGACCACCUGGACCAGGUCCUGGUCAACAUCGACCACCUGGAAUGAGUUGCACUAGAGACCUUUCAGAACCCAGUUACCAUAUACCACAGCAAUUUCACGGCGGUCCACCCGGUCCGCCUGGUCAAGGACCGCCUCGCGGUCCACCCGGACAUCCUGGUGGGCCUCCAGGUGAUCCAAGAGGUGCUCAGCCACGCCCUGAAUGGAACAGACCACCAGGAAUGCAUCACGGGCCUCAGGGACCACCAGGUUUCCCUCAACAUCAACAUAUGCAAGGGCCGCAACCUGGUCAAGGCCCACCACAGAGAGGACCUCCUCCAGGUUCUAUGGGUGGAAUGUUACCAGGUCCAGGGGGACCCCCACCUGGUCAUGGAGGACCACCUCAGGGGCCACCGCAAGGACCACCAGGAGGACCAGCACCGCACGUGAAUCCAGCAUUCUUCCCCCAAGGCCCACCUCACCAACAUCCAGGACAACAUCCACCAGGUCCGCCUGGUCCACCUCACGGGCCACCUCAUGGUCCUCCUCAUGGACCACCUCACGGUCCCCCUCACGGACCCCCACACGGUCAACCUCAUGGCCCUCCUCAUGUACCACCACAUGGGUACGGACCACCUGCGACACAGCCACCAUAUGGCGCACCAGGACCUGAUCAUCGACCCGAAGGUCCUCCUCCACUGACAGAGCAAGAAUUUGAAGAAAUAAUGAGUCGAAAUAGAACAGUUUCUUCCUCCGCGAUCGCUCGAGCGGUAUCAGAUGCUGCGGCAGGAGAAUACGCGAGCGCCAUAGAGACCUUGGUCACGGCCAUUUCUUUGAUAAAGCAAUCGAAAGUCGCUGCAGACGACAGAUGCAAAAUUUUAAUCAGUUCUCUUCAAGACACUUUACGCGGCGUUGAAACCAAGAGUUACGGUUCCGCACGAAGAGAACGAUCGCGUUCACGCGACAGGGAACGCAGUCAUCGAAGGAGGCGCGAGCGAUCGAGGAGUCGUGACAGGGAAUACAGAGAAAGGAGCAGGGACAGGGAUAGAGAGCGUGACAGAGAACGCGAUCGUGAGAGGGAGAGGGAUCGUGAUCGUGACAGGGAACGAUAUUACAGUGAACCAUAUCCACGAGAGAGAUCACGAAGCAGAGAGAGGGAUCGCGAGCGCGAAAGGGAUCGCGAAUAUAGAGAACGAAGCAGAGAAGAAAGUACAACACGUCAGUCAGCCAGGCCAAGAGUAAAAGAAGAACCGCCAGAGACGCCUCCCGUCUCGUCUUCCAAGGCGUCUAGGUAUUAUGACGAUCGCUACAGAGAGCGUGAACGAGACAGAGAUCGAGAACGAGAAUCAAGCCGGAGACCCUCGGAGAGAGAACGAGAACCAGAGCGUGAACGGGAACGAGAACGAGAAAGAGAUCGUCGUGAUGAACGUGGAGACUCAUCGCAUCGUUCGAGACAUUAGAACAUAAUACACGGCAAAAAAAGGAUUCUCAAUGAAAGAGGAGAACUGCAAGACACGGUAGUAGAGCAGCAUCGCAGGAUCUCGUUGUUAGUUCCCGUGGAAACUCGUCGUUUCGUGAAGACUACAAACGAAACGAAUUCAAGAGGACACACGUUUAUUCCGUUCACCUGUCUUUAAAAGUAUCUUAACACUUUCCUGACCAACUCAACGACAAUUUGUCUCAAAACGACACAACUCGUAUGCUUUGAAAGCUCUCUUAAUUCUAUUUGACGUUCGAUUUAGCAGUGUAACGUGCUUUCAUUUCUAAAUCUUGUGGAAUUAAGUCAUAAAAUUUUGAAAAAGCAUCCCUGCUUUCUAUAAGUAAGUUCAAUGCUCGCGAUUCUCGCAUCAUGUUAACGUCUAUUUUUGGAUGUGCGACUGACUGUUUACCCGUAUGUAAAGCGUCUGAAAAUAGAAGUUUGGUCAGAACAGUGUUGAGCCAGUUUCGGAUAUAUUUCGAAUCUACAAACUUACCGCGAAUUUUACCAAGUUACCGUACGGGUUCUCAAUGGGAUUCUCAUACAUAUACACGUAUAUAUACAUACAUAUAUGUAUAUGUAUAUCGGGACGCUGUAGAGUUUUACGUACAUAUUUCUUUCAAAGUCACCAGUUUAUUCUCCCUUUUUAUGCAGCGUACACUAUAUAUAUAUAUAUAUAUAUUACACUGAUAACGCAAAUGAAACGUGUACACACUCAGCAUAUGCAUACAUAUAUCUCUAUGUAACGUUUAAGAAGAGUAUACGUUUAGUUUCAAGAGAGCGAUACGCGGUGUGUUAUCGAUAAAAAUUACACAGAUAAGCGGGACAAGGCCACUGCGAGGGUUGUUAAACAAGGUCGUGUUUAGUUGCGGUUUACAGACAAGUUGAAGAAGCACACGCGCUACCUGGAGAAUGAUGCUGCAGCUGCUGGCCCCCGGGAAGAACGAAGACGACUACCCUCUGUGUGGACUCAUCAAUCUUCUGAAGCUCCGCAACGAUGCAAGAUUGUAUCUUAAUAUAAUACAUAUAUACGCUUUCAAAAAAAAAAAGAAAAAUAUAC